Messenger RNA from Penicillium crustosum, 1410 nucleotides. RefSeq names its product FMN-dependent alpha-hydroxy acid dehydrogenase. The record is from RefSeq and is a predicted model, not a curated record. The coding region runs from base 1 to 1410 and encodes 469 amino acids. Gene Ontology annotation, molecular function: heme binding; oxidoreductase activity. Lineage: Eukaryota; Fungi; Ascomycota; Eurotiomycetes; Eurotiales; Aspergillaceae. The transcript has 4 exons.
AUGAAGCUCACUCGCCAGGAAAUCAACCGACAUAACAAUCAGGAAUCGUGUUGGGUCGCGAUCCAUGGGGCUGUCUACGAUGUUACAGAAUUUUUGGACUCCCACCCAGGGGGUGCGACCGUGAUUUUGAGAUGUGCAGGUAAAGACGCGACUGAAGAUUUCGACUCUGUUCACUCGCUGGAGUUGUUGAGCGAAGCACUUCCUGAAACUGCGCUACAAGGUUAUGUCGAUCCCGCCGAAUUGGAAAAGCGAGCAGAUGAACCGAACAUGAUGGAUGAGAAGCAGCCAAAGCUGGACGAUGGCAGUCCGCCGCCAUUGCAAAGUCUGAUCAAUCUACAUGAUUUUGAAAAGGUUGCUCAUCAAAGGCUGCGUGCCACGACAUGGGCAUAUUACUCGUCUGGCGCUGAUGAUGAGAUCAGCAAACGAAAUAAUGCUCUGGCAUAUCAAAAGAUUUCCCUCCGUCCACGUAUCCUACGAAAGGUUCUUGCUGUAGAUACAACCACUACAAUCUUAGAACACUCCACCACGCUCCCGAUAUAUGUCUCUCCAGUUGGUCUUGCAAAACUCGCUCAUCCAAACGGCGAGUGUGCACUAGCAGCUGCAGCUGGUAAGGAAGGACUAGUCCAAGUUCUCGCAAACGGAUCCAGCAUGCCCAUUGAACAAGUGGUGAAGAGUCGUACCUCUCCAAAUCAGCCUAUUUUCCAACAGCUAUACGUGAGCAAAGACAUUCAGAAAUCUAUUGAGACUAUACGGCGAGCUGAAAGAGCUGGUGCUAGUGCUAUUUGGAUUACGGUCGACUCGCCUGUGGUGGGGAAACGCGAAAUGGACGAACGGCUCAACUUGACGGUCACGGCUACCCAUCAUACUGGGGAAGGAAAGGGUGUAGCGAAGAUCAUGGCUAGCUCAAUAUCUCCAUUUAUCGACUGGGAGAUUCUGACAUGGCUUCGCCAACUAACAGAUCUUCCUAUUGUCGUCAAGGGAAUCCAAUGUGUGGAGGACGCUGUGCUUGCUUAUCAACAUGGUGCGCAAGGCAUUGUACUCUCAAAUCACGGGGGACGCUCACAAGACACGGCACAAUCACCACUUCUGACUCUGUUGGAGAUUCGAAAGUUCGCGCCUCACUUGAUUGAGAGCAAUAUGCAGAUCUUUAUUGAUGGUGGUAUUCGCCGAGGAACCGACGUACUCAAAGCUAUUGCGCUCGGGGCGACAGCUGUUGGAUUGGGCAGACCCUUUUUGUUCAGCUUGUCCGGAUAUGGGGAGAAUGGAGUACGACGAAUGAUUGAGAUCCUACGACAGGAGAUCGAAACAAACAUGGUCUUUCUAGGAGUUAGCAGUCUCGAAGAGUUGAGACCCGAAAUGGUGAAUACUAGUCGAUUGGAGAAGCACUUGAUAGGCAGCGUGAAACUAUAA